UUCUAUUUUGCUAUAAUUAUUUUUGCUCUGAUGACAAAAUCUUUUAGUAGAAUGUCUUUUAUGUUUGUCUCAGAAGCGAAAACAAAUUUGUUGGAAGUGACAAAAAUUUUAGUACACAAAGAUUAGCUUAGACAACAAGUUAUCUUAGUAGUAAUUACAAAUGAAAAUUUCGCUGUCUCAGCUGUUCCUCGCGUAGCAAUCUGUUUUGCACCCACAUGCAAAUGGUUUGCUGAGCCGACAAAGUAUGUUUAGCUAUAGUUACAUACGUAGGUGUGAGUCACAACUGACAACGGUCAGCAGAAAAAUAAAACCAAUUUCCGUAGCCCACUGCUCAAGUAAAAGCGAAGAAGUAAGGAUCGGUUUCAUUUCAUUUUAAUUAUUUAAUUUACGCGUGUGUUACCUUUACCUACCUUAAGUAAAUUACCUAGCUGAAAUGGAAUCAGAAUUGCAGUGUGUGAGUGUUUCUGGUGACCCAACCGACAUUGACGGUUUACUGAAAUGUUGGGGUCUUGAAAUCUUGAGUGGCGUCUUCAAAGAGCAUCAGAUAGAUCUUGACUCACUACAAAUACUCGACCAGGAAUCCAUUAGGGAGCUAAUUCCCCAAAUAGGUCUUAGACUAAAGCUAUGGAACAAACUCGAAGCUUUUCGAAAACCCCUGAUUGUGCUUAAAGGAAUUGAAAAUGCUGAUGUUUGUGCAUCCGGUUCAUCGUAUAGUUCUUCGCCAUCACCAACCAGCUCAUUUAAUUCCCUAAGUGAUGUUAGUGUAGACUCCUCCUUUGAUCUUGGGCAAAUUGAAGACCAAAUUGUAGAAGAAGUAGUGGUUAGUGCCGGUACUACAUCGAACCCGAAACCUUCAUGUUCUUUCGAGCAAUUCGAGCCAUCUGCUAAGAAAGUUUGCCUUGUGGAUUCUAUUACAGACCUCCAAGAGGUUUUGGAAAAUUCACCUAAAGGCAAAUACGUAUUGGCGUUUUAUAAAAAAAAUGGGGUCUUAAAUAGAGAAACUCGACAGAAAUUAGUAGAUGUGAUAAUCGAACACGAGCUGAAGGCUGAUCUUACUAAGAGUAUACCGACAGCUCGGCUUGACAGUUUGGCGGUCGUUGUCCAGCGUAUGUUCCCAACAGAAAAUAAAGAUUGUUAUUUUGCCAUAGUAAACGAACAGGGCAAGAAAUCAGGGAGAGGUAAAUUAUUUACCAAAUAUUAUAAUUUGAGAAGACGAUUUACUAGUAUUGGGUUGAUUAAUAAAAAGGCUAAAAGUACAGCUACAGUUCCUGAUUCAAAUAAAGAGAUUGGUGAAGAGAAUAGUGAAAUUAUCAAGUGGCUGGAGAACAACGUAUCUCCAUGGACGUCUGUCAUUAACCAUUGGACUGAGACCUUUCAUACAAGAAGGAAUUUAUUGACAGAAAUUGAUAUCUGUACAUACCUGAAAAAAUUUCCAGCUUUACUUAAUGUCGAUGGAUUUGAAUUGCUUGAAAAUGACUUUAGUAGACUGCAUCCAGGAACGGAACUGAAGUUGUACUCCGAAUUAGAAUCUGUAACACGUGCACUUGUAGAACAUUUGAAAGAUACAAAAGACAAGAAGAUAAGAAGUUACCUGGAUGAGUUGAAAAACCAAGAAAACUCAGAUAAAAGGUCACGGACCUUGUUCUGCAUUCUCCCUUACGUCAUACCAACUACUACAAUAAGAACCAAGCAGGGCCAGUGGCGUCCUUCUAGAUUGGAAGUUAAAGAAUCAUUUGUAUUACAUGUAACGGACAUCGGUAAAUUGCAACAUGUGGUAGAAGCUCGCCAGGACAGAUUGUCUAAGUGGAAAGAAACUCUUCAACCUUUCAUUGUCAUUGUAGGAACAGAAAUCGAAGACCCUCUCGACAUAUACGUAAGAGUUGAGACCCAGCUGUAUAAAGUUUGCAGUUUUUUGAAAGCAGUGGACAUUUGCUUCAAAGUGUUUUUCGCUCUCAAUGCAAGGUACCCAAUAGAGUGCAAUCAGGUGUGGCUCUUUAUUCAGUAUAUGUUUUAUGAAAUCGAAUGCCCAAGCGAUAAGAAAUCUGUUGGUUUAAGCACAUUGAUAAAUGAUUUAAGGAAUUUAAGGGCUAAGUUAAAGUUAAAACCAACAUAGUUCUUACGUUAGAGUUAGA
Messenger RNA from Photinus pyralis (common eastern firefly), 2132 nucleotides. RefSeq lists its product as uncharacterized. Lineage: Eukaryota; Metazoa; Arthropoda; Insecta; Coleoptera; Lampyridae. The transcript is spliced from 10 exons. The record is from RefSeq and is a predicted model, not a curated record. The coding region runs from base 434 to 2113 and encodes 559 amino acids.